Messenger RNA from Phalaenopsis equestris, 1425 nucleotides. RefSeq names its product triose phosphate/phosphate translocator, chloroplastic-like. Gene Ontology annotation, cellular component: Golgi apparatus; membrane. Gene Ontology annotation, biological process: transmembrane transport. The record is from RefSeq and is a predicted model, not a curated record. Lineage: Eukaryota; Viridiplantae; Streptophyta; Magnoliopsida; Asparagales; Orchidaceae. Gene Ontology annotation, molecular function: antiporter activity.
AACCGAGACAUCCUGCUUGUUGGCGCAUGUUAUCCCAGAAAGAGCACUUUAGCUUCUUCCUCUUCCCUAUCCUAUUCUCCUCCACCCAAAUAAUAGCGUUACCCAAAUCUAUCAAAUCCAAGCGCUCUUACUUCUCCCCCUCUCCCUCUCUCUCUCCUCUGGCAAUGGCUUUCACGGUUUUCUUCUCGGGUGCCGCUAGCGGAAUCCCCGGACUCAUCCGCCUUCAGCGAUCACCGCGCGUUCCGGCGGCCCCCCGACCCGCCGUUUUAGUCGGCGACGGCGGAAACUUCGUUUGUGGAAGACAGCUCCGCCCAUUUCCCUUACAAGGGAUACCUCUUUCUCUUCAUCCGAAGAUCGCCGGAAAAUAUAAGAUCCUCCCGCCGAUCUCCGCCGCAGCUUCGUCUUCUCCGGCCGAAGAAAGCGAUUCUGCGGGGCAAGCGCCGGUGCCCUUAACCGUCAAGUACCAGGCUCUCAUCACUGGGUCCUUCUUCUUCAUGUGGUAUUUUCUGAAUGUGAUUUUCAACAUUCUCAAUAAGAAGAUCUAUAAUUACUUCCCAUAUCCGUACUUUGUCUCUGUCAUACAUCUAUUGGUAGGAGUGGCGUACUGUCUGGUGAGCUGGGUAGUUGGGCUUCCUAAACGCGCUCCCAUCGAUUCCAAUAUUUUGAAAUUGCUUAUCCCAGUUGGGAUUUGCCACGCUAUUGGUCAUGUCACAAGCAAUGUUUCAUUUGCUGCCGUCGCAGUCUCCUUCACCCACACAAUCAAAGCUCUGGAACCUUUCUUCAAUGCGGCAGCCUCACAAUUCAUUCUUGGCCAGCAGAUUCCCUUAACAUUGUGGAUGUCACUUGCACCAGUUGUGCUUGGUGUCUCUAUGGCCUCUUUAACUGAGUUGUCAUUCAACUGGACUGGCUUUAUUAGCACUAUGAUUUCUAAUAUGAUUUCUAAUAUCUCCUUCACCUAUAGAAGCAUUUAUUCAAAGAAAGCAAUGACUGAUAUGGACAGCACAAAUUUAUAUGCUUACAUUUCAAUCAUUGCACUGAUCGUUUGCAUUCCUCCUGCAAUAAUCUUUGAAGGACCUCAGUUGCUUCAGCAUGGCUUCAAUGAUGCCAUAGCAAAAGUCGGUUUAAAUAAGUUCGUCACAGAUCUGUUCUGGGUGGGCAUGUUUUAUCACCUCUAUAAUCAGGUUGCAACAAACACUUUGGAAAGGGUGGCUCCUCUCACACAUGCAGUCGGAAAUGUGCUGAAGCGAGUGUUUGUUAUCGGCUUCUCAAUCGUAGUCUUUGGAAACAAAAUCUCAACUCAAACUGGCAUCGGGACUUGCAUUGCUAUUGCUGGUGUUGCCAUUUAUUCCUACAUUAAGGCUAAAAUGGAAGAGGAAAAAAGGAAAACAAAAGCAGCUUGAUGAGGGGUGAUGGAAAGAGCGUAGA